AUGGCGACUAAUCUAUCUUUAUCCUCUGACCAAAGCAUCUCAAUUGGUACUCCUACUAGGGAUAUGUCUUCUAAGGAGACGACCAUCUACAACGACCAAUUCAAUAAACUCGUUAAGACCCUCACCCAUGAUGCAUUGAUAAUCGCCGAGAAGAAUUUCUUGAUCAGAGCCACCGAGACCGAGGAAUCGGAGGUUAAAGACUAUCUGUUAUGUAAGAUCACUUCAAAUGGACCAUACAGAAAGCAUUUGGGAUCUUUCCUAUCAAAUGCUUUUGAAGGUGUUAAUAGGCAUUAUGGAAAUGAUCGCGAAGACGAACGAAUGAAAGCUUUAAGCAAUCUUGAUUUUAGCGUCUAUGCGAGUCAUUUGACUGGUAUCAGGAAUAUAAAUGCGGAUUCGUCUCGGAGGUAUAUCGAGAUAUAUGCCGUUGCCUCGAUAAAGGGCAGGCUACCCAUAUCUCCAAACAAGCUUUCGAUGAAGCUUCAUGGCAAAUUGGAGUGGGCCAAAUCCCAUACACCUUCCCAUCUCCGCUGA
This is a messenger RNA of Kwoniella botswanensis, 531 nucleotides long. RefSeq lists its product as uncharacterized. Lineage: Eukaryota; Fungi; Basidiomycota; Tremellomycetes; Tremellales; Cryptococcaceae. The transcript has a single exon. The record is from RefSeq and is a predicted model, not a curated record. The coding region runs from base 1 to 531 and encodes 176 amino acids.